UAUUCUAACCAGCGGUGAGAAAAGUAACACGCGUCGCGUGACGGGACUCUCUCUUCUGCAGCGGUCUGGAUAAUUUUACACCAGUUAUUAUGACGCAGAAAAACUUUACAAGAUGUUGAAAUGAAAAUCAGACGUAAAUAUGAGAAAUAUUAUAUAUUAUCUAUUAAGUUCCGAGCCGCCCGUCGCUGAAGCAUCUGGAGCUCUGUGUCUCUCUCUUCUACCCGCCCAUUCGGCUUGUAUGAGCGGCUGAGCGCGCGGAUGACAGCUGUCAUUAGAUCGGUUCCGCAGCGGACUCUUCAUCAUGUCUCUCGGCUGGUCAGGGAACGAUCACAAGAGCUACUCGAACCCGCCGACGGCCGCCGUCAAACGGGCGAGAAACGACUCAGGGAACAAAGUCACGGUAGUUCUGGGAGCGCAAUGGGGAGAUGAAGGCAAAGGAAAAGUUGUUGAUUUACUGGCGACGGAGUCCGACAUCGUCUGCAGGUGUCAGGGAGGAAAUAACGCCGGUCACACAGUGGUGGUGGAUGAGAAAGAAUAUGACUUCCAUCUUCUCCCUAGUGGAAUAAUCAGCACCAAAUGCACAUCAUUCAUCGGUAAUGGCGUAGUCAUUCAUCUUCCAGGAUUAUUCGAGGAGAUUGACAAGAAUGAGAAAAAAGGGCUGAAAGGAUGGGAAAAAAGACUGGUCAUCUCAGAUCGGGCUCACAUUGUAUUUGACUUUCAUCAGGCCGUGGACGGACUUCAGGAGGUUCAGAGACAAGCUCAGGAAGGCAAAAACAUAGGAACAACUAAGAAAGGCAUCGGGCCCACAUACGCCUGUAAAGCGUCUCGCACUGGGCUUCGCAUCUGUGACCUAAUGGCUGAUUUCAACGAGUUCUCUACGAGGGUGAAGAACCUGGUGCAGCAGUACCAGUCGAUGUAUCCCACCCUUAAAGUGGAUGCCGAGAGCGAGCUAAAGAAGCUAAAGGACUACGCUGAGAGGAUCAGACCUCUGGUCAGAGAUGGUGUCUAUUUCAUGUAUGAUGCAAUUCACGGACCCUCAAAGAAAAUCCUGGUGGAGGGGGCCAACGCUGCCCUCCUUGACAUUGACUUCGGAACAUACCCAUUCGUGACGUCAUCCAACUGCACCGUGGGUGGCGUGUGCACCGGUCUCGGCAUCCCUCCCGCAAACAUCGGCGAUGUGUAUGGAGUAUCGAAGGCCUACACCACUAGAGUCGGGAUAGGAGCCUUUCCGACUGAACAACUCAACGCCGUUGGUGAACUGCUGCAGACCAGAGGUCACGAGGUGGGCGUGACCACAGGCAGAAAGAGACGCUGUGGUUGGCUGGACUUGGUUAUUCUCAAAUAUGCUCAUAUGAUCAACGGAUUCACUGCCAUUGCUUUGACUAAAUUGGACAUCCUUGAUGUUUUGGAUGAAAUUAAAGUGGGCGUGGCUUAUAAGAUCAAUGGCAAAAGAGUCCCAUAUUUCCCAGCCAACAUGGAGGUUCUGCAGAAGGUGGAGGUUGAAUAUGAGACUUUUCCCGGAUGGAAGACGGAUACUUCAGCGGCCAGGAAAUGGAACGAUCUUCCUCCAAAAGCUCAGAACUACAUCCGCUUCAUUGAGAAUCAUAUUGGUGUUCCUAUUAAGUGGGUUGGUGUUGGGAAAUCCAGAGAAUGUAUGAUCCAGAUGUUCUAGAUGUUCUGGGAUCAUGAAGAUUCAUCAACUGAAGACGAUCAGCACAGUGGGACUCUUGUUUUUACUGGUUGGCAUUCAUUUAUCCAGAAAACUGAUAGAAGAUCAACUCUGAAUGGCUGAAUUCAUGUCCUGGCAUUAUAAUGAUCUUUCUCUCAGAUUGAUUGUUGAUCAUCACCACACGUUUACAAUCUUCUUUAUUAGUGCAGUUUUGAGUUUUUGAGAUUCAGUUGACCCUGUUUGUCAAAGUGGCAUUUCAUUAUGUUGUAGAAUUGCACUAUAUUGUUUCCAGUGUUCACAUGUGAGACACAUAAAUUAAAACUGUGCAAAGA
Messenger RNA from Ctenopharyngodon idella (grass carp), 2001 nucleotides. Its product is annotated as adenylosuccinate synthetase isozyme 1. Gene Ontology annotation, molecular function: adenylosuccinate synthase activity; GTP binding. The transcript has 13 exons. Bases 302 to 1672 code for a protein of 456 amino acids. Gene Ontology annotation, biological process: 'de novo' AMP biosynthetic process; IMP metabolic process. Gene Ontology annotation, cellular component: cytoplasm. NCBI's taxonomy places the organism in Eukaryota, Metazoa, Chordata, Actinopteri, Cypriniformes, Xenocyprididae. The record is from RefSeq and is a predicted model, not a curated record.